AUGUUGCCAAGUCCAAGUUCAUCUCCCCAACAGCCGUUGGAAAACCGGACGAACCUUCCACCCAAGGGGCUCAAGGUUCAAACAUCAUUAAAGUCCUUUCUCCUCACACCCCCAGACGAGAAGAAACCAAAGAGACAAGCCCUUCUUACCAGCUUUGGGCCCAACAAAAGGAUAAAACUAGAGCUCAGCUCAAAUAGCUUGGACUCGGAAGACGCGUCAAGUAGCGAUAGCGACUAUGAAGACUCGGACGAUGACGUGGAAAUGGCGGUCCAGCGACCCCAGCAUCCCUUCCAACAGCAGUCAAGGUUGCUGAAUAGGCCUGGAGGUCAUGUAAAUGUCGAGAAACUACGGCCAUCGACGAAUCCCAUUCUUCGCUCUUUCGUGUCCUCGCACAAGGCAGACGUAUUUAAAUGCACGUCUACGAACCCAGACCGGUACUUGACGCCGCCGUACGCAUGCGCAUACUCCAAUCGCUCGAAACAUGGUACAGAGUCUCUGUUGGCAGUGGCGGAUGAAGAAGGUACCGUGACCAUACUCAACACUACCAAAAGACGCGAUUGGGAUGACGCCCCACCGACAAAGAAACUCCAUUCUCACCAAAAUGGCGUCUUUCAAGUCAAAUGGAGCGAAGACGACGAGACUGUAGCGACCUGCUCUGGUGACCAAUCCAUCCGCAUCACCAACAUCGAAACCUCAGCUAUCACUCAUGUUCUCAGAGGUCAAACCAGUACAGUCAAGGUUGUCUCCUGGGAUCCCGCGCACAGGCAUCUCCUCGCGUCCGGAAGUCGCGAUGGUACGAUAAACGUCUGGGAUCUCCGAAUGGGGGAGACGUAUGGAGAAGACGGGCUUCAAGUCGUCAAACCGUGCCAGUCAAUACAGCGCGCCCACCUGGCUAAGCAGGGUCGGAAAGCCCCAAAGAAGAAAUCCUUGCCAGUGCCCGGAAUUACGAGCAUCCUCUACCCCGAAGGCCACACCUAUGGGAUCGUUAGCAGUGCGACAUCCGACGGUGUGCUCAAGUACUGGGAUCUGCGUUUCCUCACUGACCGAACCCCCUCCAAACGAGGGAGGGGUAAAGGGAGAGGGAAACCGAAAGCACCUGCUGAACUCUUCUCCACCGAGUUGGAUCCAACCACAUUACACGGGUCCCGUCGACCAAGAGGAAUCUUGAGCAUCACAACCGGACGAGGACCAACAGCCGGGCUCGUCUUUGCACUCGGUGCAGACUCGCGCAUCCACACGUACUCCCUUCCCACUCUACAACCGUAUACCAACGCCAGCCGGCUGCACAACAACUCAAGCUCGUUCUAUGUCACACUAUCGGUUUCCCCGUGUGGUAGAUGGUUAGCAAGUGGAGGUGCAGAUGGGAAAGCUUCACUGUUCGAUGUCGCCAACAGUCCCUUUGGCGUGCCGGCGCCUGCGGUCGAGUUAAAGGCCCAAGAAGGAGAAGUGGGUGCUGUGGAUUGGUCGCACGAUGCUUUGGCUACAUGUGCCGACGAGGGAACGGUGCGGAUAUGGAGACCAGAUAUCGAUGUGUAUCGCCAAUGUCUCGAAGAUCCGGAAGAGAGCCGGUGGAAUUGGGCUUGGUCAUCUUCGUAG
Coprinopsis cinerea okayama7#130 is the source of this 1596-nucleotide messenger RNA. RefSeq names its product cell division cycle protein cdt2. Gene Ontology annotation, biological process: proteasome-mediated ubiquitin-dependent protein catabolic process. Lineage: Eukaryota; Fungi; Basidiomycota; Agaricomycetes; Agaricales; Psathyrellaceae. Gene Ontology annotation, cellular component: nucleus. Gene Ontology annotation, molecular function: protein binding; protein-macromolecule adaptor activity. Bases 1 to 1596 code for a protein of 531 amino acids. The transcript is spliced from 4 exons. The record is from RefSeq and is a predicted model, not a curated record.